Messenger RNA from Setaria italica (foxtail millet), 1375 nucleotides. Its product is annotated as xyloglucan endotransglucosylase/hydrolase protein 9. The record is from RefSeq and is a predicted model, not a curated record. NCBI's taxonomy places the organism in Eukaryota, Viridiplantae, Streptophyta, Magnoliopsida, Poales, Poaceae. Gene Ontology annotation, biological process: cell wall biogenesis; xyloglucan metabolic process. Gene Ontology annotation, molecular function: xyloglucan:xyloglucosyl transferase activity; hydrolase activity, hydrolyzing O-glycosyl compounds. The transcript is spliced from 2 exons. Bases 109 to 1107 code for a protein of 332 amino acids. Gene Ontology annotation, cellular component: cell wall; apoplast.
UGGCAAUGGCUCAUCUCGAUCGCACAGCGGCAGCCUCCCUCGCUGCUGCAGAGCAGAACACACCCCGGUAACAGAGCAAGCGCGUGGGAAGAGUGUGCCUUCGUGGCAAUGGCUUUGCGGAACGGAGGUCGUGGAGGCUGGGGCGCUGCGGCGUCGCUGGCCGUGGUGGUGGCGGCCGUUGCGGCACUGCUGGGCGCCGGGGCUGCGGUUGCGGCGGCGGCCAAGUUCGACGACGUGGUGCAGCCGAGCUGGGCGAACGACCACAUGGUGUACGACGGGGACCUCCUCAAGCUCCGGCUCGACGCCAACUCCGGCGGCGGGUUCGUGUCGAAGAACAAGUUCCUCUACGGCAAGGCCAGCGCCGACCUCAAGCUGGUGCCGGGGGACUCCGCCGGCGUCGUCACCGCUUUCUAUGUGAUUGUCUUCGGGCGGGGACAAGCACAACGAGUUCGACUUCGAGUUCCUGGGGAACACGAGCGGCGAGCCGUACCUGGUGCAGACGAACCUGUACAUCGACGGCGUGGGCAACCGCGAGCAGCGCAUCGACCUGUGGUUCGACCCCACCACCGACUUCCACACCUACGCCGUGCUCUGGAACCCCAGCCAGGUGGUGUUCAUGGUCGACGACACCCCCAUCCGCGUCUACGAGAACACGUCCUCCCGCCACGUCCACGGCCACCACCGCCACGCCGCCAACACCAGCACCACCGACUCAUCGCCGCCGCCGUUCCCGGGGCCGCAGCCGAUGGCGGUGUACAGCUCGAUCUGGAACGCGGACGACUGGGCGACGCAGGGCGGGCGCGUGAAGACGGACUGGUCGCACGCGCCGUUCGAGGCCACGUUCCGGGAGGUGCGCGUGGACGGCUGCGUGUGGGCGGGCAACGCCACCGACUGGGACGGCGGCGAGGUGUCCCGCUGCACCGGGUCGUCGUGGGGCAAGGAGGGCCGGUACUGGUGGAAGGAGAAGGAGAUGUCGGAGCUGAGCGUGCACCAGAGCCACCAGCUCGUGUGGGCGCGCGCGCACCACCUCGUCUACGACUACUGCGUCGACACCGACCGCUUCCCCGUCCAGCCGCCCGAGUGCGCCGGGCGCUGAUCGGAGGCUGAUCUGAUGGAUCAUAUCAUCUUCUUCGCUGGGUUGUCGAUCGAUUAUCAUCGAUGGGGUCAUGGAACUGCUGGUUUCCUUUCACCUCUCUGGCUUCUUGCGCUUGGGAAUGCAGCAAUGGCUGUCUGUACUCUGUAGUGAGGCUUUGCAUUGGCUGCCGUGUGUGUGGUGAUUCUCGGGGUGGGUUGCGUCAGUGGAGGUGUCUUUUGUAAAAACAUGUUGAUGAUGGGAAUGAACGGUGCUGCGGCGCUCUGUUCCAAAGAUUUGUUC